Messenger RNA from Ornithodoros turicata, 1109 nucleotides. RefSeq names its product galactoside alpha-(1,2)-fucosyltransferase 2-like. Gene Ontology annotation, cellular component: membrane. The transcript has a single exon. Bases 1 to 933 code for a protein of 310 amino acids. Gene Ontology annotation, molecular function: galactoside 2-alpha-L-fucosyltransferase activity. Gene Ontology annotation, biological process: carbohydrate metabolic process. The record is from RefSeq and is a predicted model, not a curated record. Lineage: Eukaryota; Metazoa; Arthropoda; Arachnida; Ixodida; Argasidae.
AUGUCUAAUGUGGUUACAGGACUAAUGACUGCAUGGACAAAUGGUCGCCUUGGAAACCAGAUGGGAGCAUACGCUGUCCUCUACGGCCUGGCCAAACUCAAUGGCUACGAACCCUACAUACAAAAAGACAUGCACGAAAUCCUUUCUCCAUUAUUCCGACUCACGUUACCGGUCAUGGAUGAAACCAUGGAAAACAUAACCUGGACAAACUUCAACAGGAACGACUGGAUGUCCGACGAUUACCUCAACAUUGCACCACAGUUCGUGCAACUCUACGGCUACUUCUGUUCGUGGACAUUUUUCCACCAAUACCGAAAUGAAAUCCUUCGGGAGUUCAGCUUUCACGACCACAUCAAGAAACGGUCCUGGAGCACUCUAGCCAAGCUGAAGGAGAACAGGAAGCACCCCACGUAUAUUGGGGUUCACGUGCGACGCGGUGACUAUGUUCAGGUCAUGCCGAAGAUCUACCACGGAGUCGUAGCAGAUAGGGCUUACCUUCACAAAGCGAUGACGUAUUUCAGGAGAAAGUAUCAGGAACCGGUGUUCGUGGUAGCGAGCGACGGAGUACGCUGGUGCCGCGAAAACAUCGACGCCGCCAAGGGUGAUGUCUAUUUCGCCGAAGACUAUAAUGAAUCAUCACCGGGUUACGACCUGGCACUCCUGGCUCACUGCAACCACACCAUUAUGACAUUCGGGACCUUCAGCUUCUGGGCCGCCUACCUAGCUGGUGGUGAAACCAUCUAUUUCCACAACUUUACUCUUCCAGAUUCCAGUUGGUGGGACGUGUUCAAGCCUGAGGCAAACUACUUGCCAGAGUGGAUCGGUAUUCAGGCAAACAUCUCUUCCAUUCUCCCGACUUCUGCAUCGCUGGCGAAGAACAAAAACCAGGACGCAGGCAGCGCUGAUGAGCGUGCUACGUUGAAAGGCAACUGAUAGAGAGGUUUUUCCCGAGUUAAAAGAAAGGAACAUGCUUCACCUGAGCGGCCGGACUUCAUCUGCGCGCUAUGCGUGACAUUGUGGACAAAACAGGGAAUGAAAGUGAAUGUGGUGAUGACUAUGCGUAGGUAAGCAAGACGCACUCACCGGAGGGACAAGUACUGACUGGUAGA